UCCUCCUCCUCUAGGAGUUUCUUCUGCAAAUGUUGCAGAUUUAAUUGACUUGCUGUGUCCAGAAAUAUAACCAGGAGACUUUUCGAUCUUUUCAGCAAGGAUGCAUUUCAACGUGUUCCUGGGCGGACUGCUGCUGACUCUCUGGCUGCUCCCCUCCAACUUUCUGAGAGUGCGGGGGCAGUUCCAGGGGGAGAGGGGGAUUUCCAUCCCGGACCACGGCUUCUGCCAGCCCAUCUCCAUCCCGCUGUGCACGGACAUCGCCUACAACCAGACCAUCAUGCCCAACUUGCUAGGGCACACCAACCAGGAGGACGCCGGACUGGAGGUGCACCAGUUCUACCCGCUGGUCAAGGUGCAGUGUUCCCCCGAGCUGAAGUUUUUCCUGUGCUCCAUGUACGCCCCGGUGUGCACGGUGCUGGAGCAGGCGAUCCCGCCCUGUCGCUCCAUCUGCGAGCGAGCCAGGCAGGGUUGCGAGGCUCUGAUGAACAAGUUCGGCUUCCAGUGGCCGGAGCGGCUCCGCUGCGAGAACUUCCCGGUGCACGGCACCGAACAGCUGUGCGUGGGCCAGAACCACUCGGAGGAGGGCAGCCCCACCACCGUGCCCACCGUGCCCAUCCAGGAGCUGGGCACCCCCAAGCCCCCUCCCUACAACCGCGAGCAGCCCUUCCACUGCCCCCGGGCCCUCAAGGUGCCCUCGUACCUCAACUACAAAUUCCUGGGGGAGAAGGAGUGCGCUGCGCCCUGCGAGCCCUCCAAGAGCAACGGCUACAUGUUCUUCAACGACGAGGAGAUCAAGUUCGCCCGCAUCUGGAUCCUCAUCUGGUCCUCCCUGUGCUGCGCGUCCACCCUCUUCACCGUCACCACUUACCUGGUGGACAUGCAGCGGUUCCGCUACCCCGAGCGACCCAUCAUCUUCCUGUCGGGCUGCUACACCAUGGUUUCCAUCGCCUACAUCGCCGGCUUCAUCCUGGAGGACAAGGUGGUGUGCAACGAGAAGUUUGCCGAGGACACCUACAAGACGGUGGUGCAGGGCACCAAGAAGGAAGGUUGCACCAUCCUCUUCAUGAUGCUCUACUUCUUCAGCAUGGCCAGCUCCAUCUGGUGGGUCAUCCUGUCCCUCACCUGGUUCCUGGCCGCCGGCAUGAAGUGGGGCCACGAAGCCAUCGAGGCCAACUCCCAGUACUUCCACCUGGCUGCCUGGGCGGUGCCAGCGGUGAAGACCAUCACCAUCCUGGCCAUGGGGCAGAUCGACGGGGACCUGCUGAGCGGCGUGUGUUUCGUGGGCUUGAACAGCAUCGACCCGCUGCGGGGUUUCGUGCUGGCUCCGCUCUUCGUCUACCUCUUCAUCGGCACCUCCUUCCUGCUGGCGGGCUUCGUCUCCCUCUUCCGAAUCCGCACCAUCAUGAAGCACGACGGCACCAAGACCGAGAAGCUGGAGAAGCUGAUGGUAAGGAUCGGCGUGUUCAGUGUGCUCUACACCGUGCCCGCCACCAUCGUCAUCGCCUGCUACUUCUACGAGCAGGCGUUCAGGGAGCAGUGGGAAAAAAGCUGGAUCAGCCAGACUUGCAAAAGCUACGCCAUCCCCUGCCCCAUUCAUUACUACCCCAGGAUGACUCCAGACUUCACUGUGUACAUGAUCAAAUAUCUCAUGACCCUCAUCGUGGGCAUUACGUCUGGCUUUUGGAUCUGGUCGGGUAAGACUCUACACUCGUGGCGCAAGUUCUACACCAGGCUCACCAACAGCAAACACGGAGAGACAACCGUGUGAGAGGGGGACAAAAGUUAACACGGGACUUCCUAUUGUGUAUUUUUUUGUUUUUUUGUUUUUUUUUUAAAUUGGUUUUACUUAACGAUUGCAUUAGGAUAACUUCCCAAGGUGUAAUAAAACCUGUAAAUAGCAUUUGUAAAAAAAGUUUUAAUUAUAUAUUUGUAUUUAAAAAAAAAGUCCUACUUGAGAAUUUUUUUUUAAAAAAGUUCUUCGGUACAGGUUUUCACUGAUUAUUAUUAUUUUUUUUGACUUGCCAAUGGAUUUCCGCAAAAGGGGUUGGAUUUCAAAACUGAUGGCUGGCUCAAUGGACCCUUUUUUUCCCCCCCUCAUUCGAUUCGAUAAAGAAAGUUUCUCCUCUUCUUCCUCCUUCACCCCUUCCCCCCGAGGUGAUGUAGAAAUCGCGGCGCUACUGCACAUUCACAGAUAGUCAUGGAUAAAUAUAAAACUUCCCUCCUCCUCUCGGAAUCUAAUGAAGAGCACAUGACUAUUUUCCCUUCCAUGACUGUAGGGAGCUUGCAGCAAAAAUCUUUUUUCUCCCAAAAAAAGUCUCGUGUUUAAUAACGAGGUUCGUUUCUAAUUUUACACUCCCAAAAAAACUUUUUUUUAAAAAACUGAGGCACAUUUUUUUCUCUCUCUCUCUCUUUCAAGCACGUUUCUAACAGCCCCAGACUAUUCGAUCGUCUAAUUCUUAAAAGAUUUGUAACAACAUGCACAAGUGAUUUUAAACUGUGCGCAGAUGUCCGUUUCAAUCAGUGAGCACUAAGUGCUUUUAUUUUAAACUGUUGUGUUCGGCCUGGGUUUGUUCAUAGCUUCAUGUUUGAUCACAAUUCUUUUUAUAUUUAUAGAUCAAUAGAAUUGUUUCUAUAUUUGGCAUUUUUUUGCCCCUUUUUAAAUAAAAUUCCACUUUUUUUAUACAAUGUCAGGAGUUGCAUGUCCUUUUGGAGCGCAGGUUUUUUUUGGAGGGCAAGUGGAUGUCUGCAAACUGGUGUAAAAUUCAUAUUCUCCCCUCUCUCACUGUGAAUACAGUUCUUCACAAAAGGGUGCACAGCCCUACUGUGGGGGUCUCCAUACGAGUUUCCUCACCAUGUAAGGGUUUUGUGUGGGGGCCUCUCCCGUCUUUCUCCCAUUCCAUAGCUGAAAGCCAUUUAGAAAAGGACAUUUGAGUUUAAAGUGUGGUUGUAAACUAAUCACUGUCACUUUAGUUUUAAAUAAGAUUUCCCACCAAGUCACCAGAGACGCAAGUGCCUUUUAUUUGUAAAUGUUUUCUUUCUCCCUCCCCAUGUGGGAUAAUCUGUUGCUCUUUUUUUUAAGCUUUUGGAAUCAUUGAUUUUAAAUCUGUCUAAGAAUAUUCCAGUAAAUUGGUUGUAUUUCAAAC
Carcharodon carcharias (great white shark) is the source of this 3143-nucleotide messenger RNA. RefSeq names its product frizzled class receptor 2 (gene fzd2). The transcript has a single exon. Bases 101 to 1768 code for a protein of 555 amino acids. Gene Ontology annotation, molecular function: Wnt-protein binding; Wnt receptor activity. The record is from RefSeq and is a predicted model, not a curated record. Lineage: Eukaryota; Metazoa; Chordata; Chondrichthyes; Lamniformes; Lamnidae. Gene Ontology annotation, cellular component: plasma membrane. Gene Ontology annotation, biological process: canonical Wnt signaling pathway; non-canonical Wnt signaling pathway.